Molecule: messenger RNA, 1937 nt
Organism: Fimicolochytrium jonesii
Lineage: Eukaryota; Fungi; Chytridiomycota; Chytridiomycetes; Spizellomycetales; Powellomycetaceae
Exons: 7
Coding region: 217-1521 (434 amino acids)
Biological process (GO): endoplasmic reticulum tubular network organization
Cellular component (GO): endoplasmic reticulum tubular network
Source: RefSeq, a predicted model, not a curated record
UCUUCUCGCUCUUCCAACGGCCGGCAACAACAACAACCCCACCCCCACACACAACCCGCACUAAACUCAGCCCUUCUAUGCACCUUUCAACACCGCCGAAUACCCCCCUUUCGGCAAACAAGCACCUCAUCCUUCUUUCUGGCACCUCUCCCCACUCGCUACCGCCUCUUACAACCUCUUCAAGAUCACUUGUGUGAAAAAGCACGCUAAGCAGACAUGGCCAUCUUCUUUUGGAGAAAGCAGCAGCUAGACGACGAACAGAUCCUCGCCAGCCUAGACCGCCAAAUCCGCCGCACAGAGGUCCGCGUCUCCUCUAUCCGUCAACGGCAUCAACGGAUCAAGCAUGCGUGGCUUUAUUACUCUGUCUCAAUCUAUGUGUUUGUGCUCGUGCUGUAUUUUACGUAUUUGAAGCCACGACGGGAUCCGUGGGAUAUUUGGCUGGUCAAGACGGGGGUUGUGGUCGUGGGGGCGCCGGGCAUCUACUUUGGGAACCGUUUUAUCCGGUACUGGUACCAACGGAAAGAAAAGGCUGAACGGGAUUUAUUGGAAAGUCUGAAAGCGAAACAAAAGGAGAAGGUCGACGCACUGAAAGAGAAUGAGGCGUAUCGGAAGACACAGCUGUUGUUGCAGCGAUAUGACACACCGACGAAGGAUCGGCCGGCUGGGGAUGAACUUGUGGACGCAAAGGGACAUAGCCGCCCGACGACUCCUUUACCGUUCCCGCCGUCUCAUAUCAAAAUGGGGCAGCCGUCCAAACAAAUGGGACCACCUAGUCUUGCGCCGCCGGGUACACCAGGAAUGGCGCCUGUACCAGGAAAACAAAUAGACAACCCAACGCAAACCACACGCUCCCCAUCCCCGUCCCCAGCCUUCCUCUCCAUCCCACCCUUCGACCCCACCCAACUACCAAACCGAUCAGACUCACCCUUACCCCCACCACCAACACCCACGCCCCAACACCCGUACGCCAAAACAUGGUUCGACAAAGUAAUCGACGUGAUGAUCGGCGAGACGAACGACACAAACAGCCCGGCGAGCAAGUAUGCGUUGAUUUGCGAGGAGUGUUUUACGCAUAACGGGUUGGUGCCGGCUGAGGCUUAUUCUGAUGCGCGUACGUAUGAGAUAUCAUUUUUUUCGUUCGUCCCGUUUCCUUUUCUUCCGCCUGGGGGUGUGGUCCGUUUCCUUUCCUUCCGCCUGGGCGUGUGUUGGGGUGAUGUAAGACCAACGAUGACGUUUGUUGAGUUGAAUUUAUGUUUUCACCGUAGGCUUCCGCUGCAUGCGCUGCGACCACCUCACCAUCCCCAAACGCUACGCCAGCAUGAUCUCCCCAUCAAACCUCUCCCCGUCCCAGUCCAUCCCCAGCGACCUCAACACCGCCAGUCCGCGGCAUACACCCCCUCCACCCGGGGGGGACGGCGGCCACGUUGCGUUUGCGGACAGUGCGAACGGGAGUGGAGGGAUGAUGUAUAUGAAUCCGAAACUGUCGCAGAGCCAGCCCGCGUUCUUUGCGCCCAGGCAUAGUGUGAAUCCGUUGGAGGGCCCGCCGCCUGCUGCUGGUGCUGCGCGGUCUGCACCCGGACACCGAACGGAGAAUACGGGCGUUGGCGAGGAGGAGGAGGAGGACAUCGCCCCGCCUGCGUCUGGACCGGAACAACAACUACACCACGAACAGGAAGCGGCUGCUACGCCGACACCCCCGUCUUCCCAGCCCCAACCGCAACAACAGACGGAAGAAGACGGAGGGACGGGAAUGAGACGUCGGCCGAACGAGAAAAGGGGCGGCCGCGGGAGGAAGGCGGGCAAGGCGGGGAGGAGGCAGGAGGGAACGGGGACGGGGACGGGGACGGAUAGUGAGCGGGAGGGUGCUGUGGAGUGAUGUGGGAUGAGAGGCGGUAGAAAGCAAAAAAAACGUACGGAGAGACCCCCCCCCCCCCCCC